CCGGUUUGCCCACCCCUGAUAUUGACAUAUUGCUCUAUCAAACACAACAGUUCUUUUGGCUUAAAAUACAGCAGUUUAUUUUAAAGGGGAGCAAGAGCAGAAACUGCUUUUUCAGUCUUGUCUGUGUUUUCCGCCAUAUAUAUAAUUUUUUCAUAAAAUACCUAAAAAUUAAAGAUUGUUAAUAUUAAAAUAUAGUUAAAAUUGAGACCAACACAAUGUGCACAUCACAUAAGUGUCCUACGUGACCUAAAGUGGUGAUGCUCACUGGGGACGCCAGGUUUUGUGAGAUUUAAUAUUUUAUUUAUCCACCAAAAUAGUCACUUGUCCUAUCAAGAGUUAACUGCAGAGCAAAAAAGGAGAGAGGAAUGCUUCAUUCAGAUGUAUUUGGUAAAAGAAAAAUACUACUUCCUGUUUUUUUUUUUUUUUUUCCAGCUCAGAGGUGUGUUUGUGGUUGCGCGAAUGAAGCGUUCAAAUUCUCCUGUAGUUUUCUAAGUGUCUCUCAAAACCGUAGAGCUACUGUAUUUUUUCCCCCGUACAUAUCAAAAGGCACGUCAACGCGGUGUAGUUGUGCUUGCCACGUACUGUCAACAAGUUGACGCAGCUCGUUGUGCGUGUUUAUUUUACGACAAGACGACUUUAAAACAUUCGCUGCUCUGAAAUGGGCGGAGCGCCAAUGUUCAUUAACGCAACACGACUUGAGUCUUUCUUGCUGUCAGUAGUUGGUCACUGUGCUCAAUCUAUCUAACAGCUUUGGCUUAGUUUAUUUGAGGGCUAUUUGGAGCUUCACAAAAGAAGAAAACCGGCUGUUUUAGGGGCUCCUUCGCUCGACCAUGGCAGUGAGCGCCUCUGCUGCGUUUGACAACCGGAGACCACAGCCUACUAUCUGCAAACAAGUUGGACCGGAGAGCGGCACAAGAUCUUUACACUGCAAUGCUAGUUUAUUUUAAGCGCUAACUACUCUGGUUCUCACAAUAAGCCUUACUAAGCUGCUGAGGAAGUCGCUUAUAGGCCUCAUCGUGUAGGAGAUUUUCAAGAGAGUGUGUGUUUCUGGACUGGACCAUGGAGAGAGACACCUAUGUGCUUCUUGUCACCGCAAAUGUCGGGUCACUCUUCGACAAUGUGGGUGAAAUUCAAAAUGAAUGGCUACAGGAGUUAUACAAGACCAUCCGCACCUACCAGCCACAGUUCAUCGCCCUACACUUUCAGGAGGUGGGAGGGAAAGACUACAUGGUCAACAUGGGGCACGCAGAAGAAUUCUUUUGGAGCAUUGAGUCCAGUGAAGAACUGAAAGAUUUUGACAGGCGCUGCAUCUAUGUGGACAACCAGUUUCAAGCAGAAGACCGUUUCACGGCAUUGGGCAGCAUGUACUUCAUCCACAAGUCAUUGAAGAACAUCCGCCAGUAUGACUUUAUUGUCAAGGAUUUUAAAGCAGUGCCGGGACUGGACAAGUACGUGGGCUCCCUAGAUGGGGUCACUACUGUGGAGAAAGAAAAAUUCCCAAAGAAUUUCUGGCCUGAUUUCAAGUGGUCCAGGAAGGGCUUCAUGAGGACCCGCUGGAUCAUCCACGACCGAGGGCUGGACCUGGUCAACGUCCACCUGUUUCAUGAUGCCUCCAACCUCAUUGCCUGCAAUUCUAGUCCUUCUAUCUAUUCUGCCAACCGUAAAAACGCUCUCCAACAUGUCAUCAACAGGAUAUCAGACAACUGCCACACACCGAUGCCUUUCUUCCUGUUUGGAGAUUUUAACUUCCGUUUGGACACGCUGAGUCUAGUCCAGCAUCUGUCUACAUCGGCUGAAGUGCAGACUGUGAAAAAGGACAGCACUAAUGAAGUGCAGAAAAUCAUCUGUGAAGAGAAGGCUGACCGCCAGGUGCUUCUGCUGAUUGAGGACAAACUCUUUGCCUACCUUUACCAAGCUGCAUUCAGAGAAAACAAUGGCAAAGCGUUGCUGAAAUAUGACAAAGAAGUUACUGCCUUUCAUGAUGUUGUUAGAGAAGAGGAAAUCCAGUUUCCACCCAGCUACCCCUACAGCGAAGAGUACACUAAACCCACCCAGUACAUGAACACUCGUUGUCCCGCCUGGUGCGAUAGGAUUUUGAUGUCACACAGCGCACAGCAAUUCAUCAACAGUGGUGCUGAUGGUGAGAGAACUGUAAUUUACGACACAGUGGGCCCCAAUGUUUGUAUGGGAGAUCAUAAGCCCGUUUUCUUAUCCUUUGCACUGAAGACAAAUGAACAUUGACUGGCGAACUUCCCAGUGAUAAACUAGUGCGUCUCUGUAAAGUACCAACAAUGUGCUCUUUGUAAACUCUGAUUGCUCUUGAGGAAAGAAAAACAAUGAACUUGAUUCCAACUGAAGUGACAACUUGUAGAUACUCAUGGAUGUUACUUCAAGCUCAAGACCGUCAUGUGACCUUUUUACAUUUUUUUUUUAGCAUAAGUGAUUAUCUUGGGCUGCCCCUGUUGUAUGUCAACAAAGAAUAUCAACUUUGUUACUGUGUAUUCACAACUUAUUUAUUAAGCCAUAGAAUGUUUAACUGUAUUUGUGCUUUUGUUUCGAAGUUAUAUGUACCUAUAUUUUGGAUUUUUAUAUUUCUAAGUAUUAACUGAUCCUUUGCUUUUAUUCUUGUGAUUGUGGCUUUCAUGCUACCAAAAAUAUCUUAAUUUAUAUGUACUGUAUGUAUUUUUCGGCAGUGGUGUUUGGGUAGACAUUGUACAAUUCACUGAUUUGUAUCAGAUAUUUAGUCUCGAAAUGUGCAGUGUAAAGUUUAAAAAGUGAUUGCAAGUGCGAGUAGUUGUCAGACUGGUAACACACGUUAAACUGUCGAACUCUUUUCAUUUCUUCUCCCUUGAUCAAGAUGAAAGUGUUGCAUUUGUUACAUAAUACCUUCAUUCCGACUAUGCGCAAGAGGCGGAGUACAGACUGAAUUGGUUGCCAGCUAAAAUACAGCCAGACAAUUUGGAGUAUUCAAUUACAGGUAGUCCCCGGUUUACGAACGAGUUCCGUUCCUGUGUUGGCGAUGUAACCCAGAUUUCCGCGUAAGUCUGAAUUAACCUUUUAAAUACCUCAAAUCACCCUCUAAAAAAAAAAAAAAAAAAACUAUCCAAAAACAUGUAUUAUACGUCAUUGUACUGUUCUCGCAAGACGUUGGAGCUAAGUUCUAGCUAGACAGCUACCUAAGCUCCGAAAUAACGAUGUCAGACGUCUGUGUGGUUUGCUGACUUUAUUCAGCUGCUCAUGACAUCAACACUUGCAGAAUGAAACUAAAAUAAAAUGAAAUUAAAUUAGUCUCAUCUUCAAUAACAGCAAUUCAAAUUUGAAUUUACAAGUAGUUGCUGAUACAACGAUUAGCAUGUAUCAGUUAGCAUUCGCACAUCAUCAAAAACAAUCACAUAAACUCGCCCCAAGUAUUCGACCACAAUUGAAAACACAAUAAACAGUACAAAAGUGGUUAUACCAGAGGGUGCGCUAGACUUUUUCGUUGUCUGUCAUUUUGAGUGACAGUGUCAUAAAAAUCCGGUCAUAAUCUAUUUUUACCCGUCACUUACAUUUUUAAAAUGAUAAUAAUGACAUAUUCAAUAGUAUUUAGUUUUCAUUCAUUUUUAAUUAAUAUUCUGGCCGAACAAGAGGCAAAAAGACAGCGGAGUGCACCAAUCAGCGACGGGCAGACGUGCCGUUAGCAAAGCGACGAGGACAGGACGAGGGACUUGCGCGCGGAAGUAAACAUACGAGGAGAACGGAGUUUAUUCAACAUGGCUAGCGCGAGACAGACUGUUGUCAAUGACUCGUGUCGAUGUGUUUUAGCUCAUUUAAAACUGAAUUUACUGCGGAUUGGAACAUAUUCUCGGCUCUCCCGUUCACCACCCGUGUUGUUCUAGAGACGACUUUCGGCGCGCAAGAGUGACGUUGCUCGUGAAGAACACGUCACACAAAUAAACAUCUGAUUUGUUGAUUGAUUUUGUACCUACUCGAGAGGCUGUGUCCCAGACUUUUCUCUCAGUGUUUGAAAAAUACAGGGAGAACAGUCUGGCCAUGCCAGGCAAACACUCAGUUGCCUUGACAUUUUUCCGAGUAAGGCCAACGACGUCAUGCAUCAAGAGAGACAAUAGCUAAUUAAUAUGCUCACUCGCCACCCUGUGGUGUGAAUUGCAACCUGUCAAAAUGACAGAUGGACUUCAGUUUUUUCCGUCACCGUUUAAAAAAACCGGUCAACGACGGAAAAUAUUCGGUUAACGCGACCCCUGGGUUAUACACAGCCGUCGCCUCUGGAUACUUCACAAGCAACAAAUGUGUACGCAGGCUGUCAGCUCUGUCACUCGGCUGCUCUGUUUGUGCGUGUGUGUGGUGGGCGUGUUUGUAUAUGCGCUCGCUUCCUAUUCUACGCUUCCUGCAUGCAUCACAAAACAAAAGUCAACAUUAAAAAAAUUUAAAAAAAAACGGCGAGACUCAGGCGUCGUAAAGUUGAAAUCAUGUAAAUCGGGUCCGUUGUAACCUGGGGACUUCUUGUAAUCUAUUAUCCGUGUUUAGGAAAUGUCGGUGGAAACUGGAGAACACCCACAUAGUCACGGGAGAAUAUGUAUACUCCCCACAAGAAGGCUAGAGCCUUGAAUUAAACCGUGGUCUCAGAACUGGGAGGCUACAUGCUAACCGAUCACCCACUAUGCCAUUAGGCCCGACUAGGCAUGUGCCGUCAACCGGUUUCAAGGUAUACCGUCCGUGGUAUGAAAACGUCAAGGUUUCAAAACCGCAAAAAAUUUCCGUCAAAGCGUCCCUAAGGUAUAAGCUAUUUUUUAUGUAGCAUAAAUGCAGGGAGAAAUCCCAUGCUUGCAGCUUGCAGGCCCAGCCCUCCCCCAUUGAUUGUUGCUCAGUGGCAGUGAGUCAGCUGUGCAACAUGAUGACUGGAGGAGGUGAAACUCCUGAACUUUUUCCCCCCGUUGAAGAAAACGAAAUCGCUGAUAUGGGAACAUUUCGGCUACAUAAAAGUAACAGACGGCCGCGGCUCAGAAGAGGAGGGCCAACCGAAAUGUAAAACAUGUUUGCGGAGGUCGGCUGCUGAGUAGGCAAUAGCUCCAGUAUGAUUUCGCAUUUAUACAAAAUUAAAGAUUAGUAAACACGAUCAUAAAUGUUUUCCACCAGCUACGACAGUUAACUCCAGUGUGUUUAGUGUGUCUAGCGGUGAUAAACAUGUUUUUUCUUUUCUUUUUUCUUAAAUGAUUCAAUUAUUUUUGAUCUGAUGAUAAUAAUGUUAAGCUGUGGCUCACCUAAAGGACUGCAUUCAGUUUAAUUUUAUUUAGAUUUUUGUUUUAAUUAUUAUUUUAACUUAACAUUAUACUUAUGUUCCACUUUGCUAAUAUGUGUAAUAUUUUGGCAUGAGAUUAUCAUACUGUCAGAAUCUCAUACUGGCACAUGCCUAGGCCCGACACAUAUGUAACAAUUACUUAUAAUGUGAUCAGAAAGUCAUGGUAACCACGCAUUCAUUUCUAAAUAAAUUUGUUUUCCUGUUAAAAAGUGCUCCUAAAAGUACUUGAAGUGAUGGAAUUUUUAGGGCUGGGGGACUGUAUACCAAGUGCUUUAUUCACUCACUCUAGCUUUUACUCUUUUACAUUAUCCAAAGCUGUUCUUUUUAAAAUGUUUCAUAUUUCAGGCUAUAUACGUAUUGCUGUACAGCACAUAAGUUUACUUCUGUUCCUUAUGUCAAGUUGAUAAAAGGUGAAUCACUGUGUACCAAGUGUGAAGGAUUUUGUUUUAGGGGCUGUGUGAGCAUUAAAAAGGGGGAAAAAAUCUUUGUACAAGGGUGGUUGCAAAUAGUGUUGUCGUAGUAGCAGGAUACAGCUCCUGAAUGGGAAUGUCCUUCAAACUUUUACUAGUGUGGGCGUUUAUCUUUUUUUAGUUGCCAAAAACAUCCUGUCCUGAACCUCACUCGGAUCACCUACAUGGUUUUACUAAAAAUUUUCCUCAUGUGCUCGUCAUACAGUCCAUUAUGACAUUACUAAUACAAAUCAGUUCUUGGAGGGUUGUGACCACUUCAUAAAUAUACAAGUUUCACACAGGAAUAUUUUUUGUAAAUACAUUGUAGAGUUGUGUUGUUGAUGUGCAUGUCACUAAAGAUUUGCUGUGAUGAGUACAAAUAAAAAGGCAGCUGGAAAGAA
This is a messenger RNA of Corythoichthys intestinalis (scribbled pipefish), 6149 nucleotides long. It is a transcript of the gene inpp5l, whose product is annotated as inositol polyphosphate-5-phosphatase L. The coding region runs from base 1060 to 2241 and encodes 393 amino acids. The transcript is spliced from 16 exons. Gene Ontology annotation, biological process: phosphatidylinositol dephosphorylation. The record is from RefSeq and is a predicted model, not a curated record. Gene Ontology annotation, molecular function: inositol-polyphosphate 5-phosphatase activity. NCBI's taxonomy places the organism in Eukaryota, Metazoa, Chordata, Actinopteri, Syngnathiformes, Syngnathidae.